AUGCGGCCAAUCAAUCGCAGGCUCUGGCUAGCUAGCUUUAUUGCCUUGACCACAGCGCAGAUCACCAACGUCUCUAGCAGCAAAGCCACGGUCGACUACGCUCAAUACGUCAACCCUCUGAUAGGUUCAGAAGGGCCUAUACCCGGUCAGGCAUUUGGAGGAGGCGACAUCUUUGUUGGUGCUGCUGUACCCUUUGGAGUGGUGAAGCUCGGUAUCGAUACUUACGAGACCAACCUGAGCUUAGCCACAAUCAAUGGAGGCUAUACACCUCAAGGUCUUGUCACUGGUGUGUCCAUGAUGCACGAAAGCGGCACUGGAGGGCCUCCGAAAUACGGGAUUGUGCAUCAGAUGCCUCUUACCACAAUUCAGUCUCCUGUGAAUAUUCUGGACAAUACAACCUACUGGCAAAGGCGCGUCACUGAGACUGCACGUGUUGGAUACUACAGCACGAGUCUUGAGAACGGCAUCACUAUCUCGUUGUCAGCUGCUCGUCACAGUGGCAUCAUCCAGUACAGCUUCCCACCCGGCGAGGCACAUGUUUUGGUCGAUGUCUCUCACUACCUUCCUGCUCUCGGCUUCGGUCAAUAUACCUCACAAACAUUUCUUGGCGGUCAAAUCGAGCUGCAACAAGGUGGCAAGCAGUAUACAGGUUAUGGUCAAUACGGAGGAGGCUUUGGCGAAUGUGCACCCAUGCGUGUUUACUUUUGCGGUGAAUUUGAACAUGUGCCUAAUCAGGCUCAGACCUGGACAGCCAGAAACACAGAUCCGUACCAGCGACAGCAUGUAUUCUCCAACGAGCCCUACGGAAUGCCUAUUUUCGGAAACACGACUCAAGAAUCUGGCUUUCUUCUCGAUCGGGUAGGAGCAGUUUUUAGCUGGGCUAACUCAUCUUCGGCCACAACUGUGACCUCCAAGGUUGGAAUAUCCUUUAUCUCGGCAGAGAAAGCAUGCAUGUUCAAGGAUUCCGAGAUUUCAUCGUGGAAUGUCAAUGAUACUGUUCAGGCUACCGUGGAUGAAUGGAAUCAGAAUGUCUUCAGCAAGAUCCAAGUACCAACCGAUUCGUCACACAACGAGACCAACCUCAUUCUGUUAUACUCGAGCUUGUACUUCAUGCACCUCAUGCCAUCGGACCGCACUGGUGAAAAUCCACUGUGGGUAUCCAGUGAGCCAUCUUUCGAUGACAUUUACACUGCUUGGGACAUCUUCAGAUGCACGGUCACCCUAUACCAAUUACUACAACCAGACUAUUAUGAAGGCAUGAUACGUUCCCUGAUUGAUAUAUGGAGGCACGAAGGCUACAUGCCUGAUGGCCGAAGCGGCAACUACAACGGCUUGACGCAAGGAGGUUCAAAUGCAGAUAACAUUCUAGCUGAUGCCUAUGUCCGAGGUGUGAGAGGUGGUAUCGACUGGGGCGCAGGAUGGCUCGCGAUGGUAAAAGAUGCUGAAGUCGUGCCAUACAACACUUUCAGCCCGCUCGACAUGACUGGCAGCGUCAAAGAAGGACGUGGUGCGCUCUAUGACUGGAUUCCACUCGGCUUUUUAUCUCAAAAUCGCAGUGCUCGCUCCCUGUCAAGGAGUGUCGAGUAUGCUGCUAACGAUUUUGCCCUCUACCAGGUUGCGCUUGGUGAGGCACCAGACCAAGCUCAAAAAUACCUGAAUCGCUCAGCUCAAUGGCAGAACAAUUGGUCGCAUAAUGUUACCAGCGUCAACACUACUCCUAUAUUCACUGGCUUUCUCGCACCUCGUCUAUCAGACGGCACAUUCAAUCUCUCGGGAUACAAUCCAGCACUUUGCGGGGAGUGUGAAUGGGAUUCAAUUUCGUACGAAGGCACUCCAUUUGAAUACUCGUUCGCAGUGCCACAUGACCUUGACACAUUGAUCGACUUCAUGGGUGGCGCUGCUGGUUUUGAGCAGCGCCUCGACUACAUCUUUCAGCCAAAUACAUCUCAGCAAAACCUAGGGGCCAAUGGAGCCGGCAUCACCACGAUCAUGAACAUCGGCAACGAACCUGAUUUUGCGACACCAUACCUCUACAACUACCUUGGUAAACAACAUAAGUCGGUUCAGCGCUCUCGAGCUAUGGCGAAUCAGUACUUUCACAAUGCCAAUUAUGGUGUACCAGGAAACAGCGACGCAGGAGCCCUGAAUAGCUGGCUCGUCUGGCAAAUGCUCGGCUUGUAUCCUAUCGUUACGCAGCCGAUAUUCUUGCUUGAAAGUCCCUGGUUCAACGACAUCAACAUGACCAUUAACAAUAACGCAACAUUACGCAUAACCGCACACAAUCUUGACAACGCGAACAGUUAUUAUGUACAGUCAGUGCAAUUCAACGGACAGCCAUGGACGCAGAACUGGUUCAAGCAUAGCGAUAUUAUGAUGAAUGGGGGUACUAUUGAGUUUUUUAUGGGCUCGAAUCAGACACAAUGGGAGACUGGACCAGUACCACCAAGUCCUGGGCACGCUGGAAUACCAAACCCAAUAGGCGCCUAUAGCAUGGCUGAAACGAUUGGGUUGAAGAGGCUGAAGAAAAGAGAUCUCGUAUUUUGA
Lithohypha guttulata is the source of this 2544-nucleotide messenger RNA. RefSeq lists its product as uncharacterized. NCBI's taxonomy places the organism in Eukaryota, Fungi, Ascomycota, Eurotiomycetes, Chaetothyriales, Trichomeriaceae. The record is from RefSeq and is a predicted model, not a curated record. Gene Ontology annotation, biological process: glycoprotein catabolic process; protein deglycosylation; carbohydrate metabolic process. Gene Ontology annotation, molecular function: peptide-N4-(N-acetyl-beta-glucosaminyl)asparagine amidase activity; carbohydrate binding. The coding region runs from base 1 to 2544 and encodes 847 amino acids. Gene Ontology annotation, cellular component: nucleus; cytosol. The transcript has a single exon.